AUGCUGUCUGUGUGUUUUCGAGUAAGAGGCAGGAGGAUGGACCUUAGAGUGAUCAUGUUGCUGCUGGCCAUGCUGCUAUGCUCAUCCUGCUUAAGUGAACUGAGAGCCAGAGAUCCAGAUGUGGAAGAAGACGAAACCACGGUGCUUAAGAGCAGCUUUAGUACAUCUGACAUUCCGGUACAUAUUGGACAUGAGCGUCUCAGCAGAUCUGGACAACAGGAUACUCAGCUGGAGACACCUCAGAUCCCGAUGUCCUUCUUGAGAGUGAGUUCACACCAGCCUGCACGCAGAGGAAACUGGUGUGCAUUUGUUCAUCAUCGUUUGGUAAGCAUGGAUGAGCUCAGUGGAGGUGAGGAGCAUGUAGUGAAGUCAACGAACCCCUGCAGUAAUGGUGACCCUGACUGCCAAAAACCUACGCAUCAGCUCUCACAGCCUACAUACAGACAGAAGCAGAAAACUAUUACUGCACUGCAGUGGAAGUGCUGCCCAGGCCAUGGAGGUAACAACUGUCAGGAGACAGUGAGUCUGAUAGGAGAACGUCAGUCCAGGGAAGAACACCCACAAACAGCUCCAACAGACGCUUCACAGGCUGAUGACUCUGACUCUGGCAAUGGUGGAGAUAUCCCUCCUCCUCCUACUACUCCUUCGUCUUCCUCUCUACCUUUAAUGGAUUCCAGCAACCUCUUGGCAUUUCAUCAAAUAUUUGCAGCAGUAAUGGCCCAACUUCAACCAAUGCUGGAUGGCUUUAAUCGUACUUUGGAGAACUUGUCCAGAGAGGUGGAAGGUCUGUCCACAGAUCUGAAGAAUCUAAGGCAUGAGCAAGGGAAGAUUUCCAAAACUAGACAUGCCCAUGAAGCAAAAUGUGAGAAACAUUUAGAGGAAAGCUUAGAACAGAUGCAGCAGAUAUGGACAAAGAUGGACACACAACAAAAAGGGAUAGAACAAACAGUACAAUCGCAAGAAGAACGUCUGCUUUAUAACAUGACCAGUCUAAAGGGCAAAAUUGACCACUAUAUUGACAUGAGUCAUGAGGAAAUACAGGUGACCUUACAGUCUCUGAAUAAGUCCAUGGAGGAAAUUCGACUUGAUUAUGAAAGGCUGCAGGAGACACCAGAGGGAGAACCUGGUCUCUUAGAUAAUGCCAGUGAAAGCCAGUCACCACUGGAGACCACUGUGUGGGAGGCCAUCAGCAGUCUGGACAUGAAAGUGCUGAAUAACACAAUGGAGCUCAGUCCUUUAAUUGAAAACUCCAAACAUUUGAUAAAUAUUGUCCAGAAGCUGGACCAUGGCUUGAGGAACUUGAGUGAAAGACUGGAGUAUGCCAGCCACAACACAGAGGUUCAUUUGGCACAGAUUGGGCUUGAAGUGGAGGCGGCUAGAGUGGCUACGCUGAAAACCGUUAAUGAGCUUGCUUCUAAUCACAGUAACCAAGAGAGAGAUUUGCGAGAGAUUCAACUAGAUGUGGAAAAUAUUUAUCAGCAUCUCCAAAAUAAUGAGCUUGCCACAACAGGUGAGAUUUGCAGCUGUAAAGAAAUCAGUGACUCAUUGGCUAGGUUGGAAUCUGAAGUGGCUAAUGUUACGAACGUUGCCAAAGAGAACCGGUAUGCCCUGGAGGAUGCUGAGGCAAAGAGAGGGCUUAGCCAGUGGACCCCAGAAGUUGAAGAUCUCCAUCAAGGCUUGUGGAGUGUGAGAGAAUCACUAGCAUUUGAGCAAGUCAAGAGAAAGACUCUUAAUGACAACUUAGACCAGUUAAAAACUGCUCUCCUGGACAGCCAAAAGGAGAUUAUUGGGCUUAAAGACCAGUUUGUUGUUAAGGAAGCAGAAAUCAGACGUCUCUCCUCAUCAUUCUCUUCUUUACUCAAGGAUGCCAUCCGCCAUUCUGAAAUUCUUGAGGUGAUUUUAGGAGAUGAGGUCAUGGAGUUCUCAAGCUGGUCCAACAUCCAGCAGAAGGAUCUUGCGAUUCCUGUACUGCUACAGAAAAUGCGUCUGAUGCAGGAAAAGAUUGAUAGUCAUGAGAAUAGCUUGACCUCUCUAAGGAAGAGCAGCAGCGAGAAAGCUCAAAUGACCAACGAUGACCCUGUCGCAUUCACAGAAUGGGACCUCACAAAAGACCAGGGGAGUAUUGCUGAAGAUCAUGUAGACAUUUUACUAGACAUUUCCAAAAGGGAGGAUGAUGAGGACUACUCGGUUAGUGACUUCUGGAGCCUUGGGAGGGAGGUGGAGCAGCUCGCUAACAGACUCAGCGUGCUGGAACAGAAGCCAUGCAACUACACUGCUGACCCCAAUGGUUCUGUAGUGGAACUACAGAGAGAUGUUCUAACCUUGCAACAAACUCUGGAGGAUCAUUUGAGAACUUUCCAGAAUUUAUUCCAAUACACAGAAGAGCUGGCUAGCUCCUCUGACGGUGUGAACUUGGACCAGGUGCAGACCAUGAUGAGGACAAAGGAGAAGAAGAGAAAGAAGGGACAAAACAUGAGGAAAAAGGGAGAGACGAGCACCAGGCGCAGAAAAAGACACAUUGGGGGAAAGUAAGACCCAUUAUCUGUGGAAAAAAAUACCAAGUAGCUUCAAGACUUCUAAAAGGAUUUCUCAAUUCAAAUACUUGGGGAAAAACUUCCAGAUUAUGACUUUUUUGUCGUCGUUGUUGUUGUUGGAAGUGAAUUUUUACAACCUCUUUGAGCUGUUUGAAUAUUCUUUUGUAAGCUUCAUUACACUCCAAAACUAGCAAGAGGACAGAAAAAACAAACAGUUCUAUAGCGCUAAUGCUAGUUAAAUGGUGCACACUCUU
Molecule: messenger RNA, 2788 nt
Organism: Hemibagrus wyckioides
Lineage: Eukaryota; Metazoa; Chordata; Actinopteri; Siluriformes; Bagridae
Gene: mmrn2b
Product: multimerin 2b
Exons: 6
Coding region: 1-2532 (843 amino acids)
Molecular function (GO): protein binding
Source: RefSeq, a predicted model, not a curated record